This is a messenger RNA of Siniperca chuatsi (mandarin fish), 8760 nucleotides long. RefSeq names its product exportin, tRNA (nuclear export receptor for tRNAs) (gene xpot). The record is from RefSeq and is a predicted model, not a curated record. Bases 313 to 3228 code for a protein of 971 amino acids. Lineage: Eukaryota; Metazoa; Chordata; Actinopteri; Centrarchiformes; Sinipercidae. The transcript has 26 exons. Gene Ontology annotation, molecular function: tRNA binding; small GTPase binding. Gene Ontology annotation, cellular component: cytoplasm; nuclear matrix; nuclear pore. Gene Ontology annotation, biological process: tRNA re-export from nucleus.
GAACCGCUUCCUGUGGCGGUGACCCGGAUGCUAACGGGGCGGACACGCCGCACCGCUGCUGCUGCUGGCGGUUGGGACCGACGUGCAACUGAUUUCUGGAGGCUUCUCGGCGGCUCCGCGAUGAGUUGACGGGAGAAACACUUGAUGAAUUAAGUUUCCAUUAAGAAAUGUUAGAUGGUGGUUACCUGGAGGGUGGAGGUGGACAGGAUGUGUCUUCACUGAUUUGAGGAAUCUGGAGAGCAGUGAUGAGAACAAUCUGCCUGUCAGCAGCAGAGAGGAGUGAACCUGUCUUGGAGGAAAGCUAACCCACGAAUGGCCUGCCAGUCUGUCGCUGCAGUCAUGGACGAGCAGGCCCUGCUGGGGCUCAACCCGAACGCCGAUGCCCGCUACAGGCAGAGGGCCAUGGCAUACUUUGAGCAGCUGAAGGAGUCUCAGGAUGCCUGGGAGGUGUGUGCAGAGGCCCUCGCUAAAGGGAUUUACAAUGACGACCAUGUGAAGUUCUUCUGCUUCCAAGUUUUGGAACAUCAGAUUAAGUUCAGACACGCUGGUCUGAGUGCAGUUCAGCAGCAACUCAUCAGAGAGACUCUGAUGAAGUGGCUCCAGUGUCAGCUCAUGAAUGCCCAGCCUGAGAAGCCGUUUAUCAGGAACAAGGCGGCUCAGGUGUUCGCCCUCACCUUCGUCAUGGAGUAUCUGACCAUGUGGCCCAAGUUCUUCUUCGACAUCCUGUCGCUGGUGGGUCUGAACCCUCACGGCGUCGACAUCUACCUGAGGACGCUCAUGGCCAUCGACGCCGAGGUGGUGGACAGAGAUAUCCUCCACUCGCCUGAGGAGACACGUAGAAACACCUUAAUCAAAGACAGCAUGCGGGAGCAGUGCAUCCCCAACCUGGUGGAGUCCUGGUUCCAGAUCCUGCAGACCUACCAGCAGUCCCACCCGGAGCUCACCUGCCAGUGUCUGGAGGUGGUGGGAGCGUACGUGUCCUGGAUCGACCUCAACCUCAUCGCCAACGACCGGUUUGUGAACCUGCUGCUGAGUCAGAUGUCGGUGGAGGAGCUCAGAGAGGAGGCCUGCGACUGCCUGUUUGAAAUCGUCAACAAAGGAAUGGACCCCGUGGAUAAAACCAAGCUGGUGGAGUCUCUGUGCCAAGUUCUGCAGUCUGCUGGAUUCUUCAACGUGGAACAGGAGGAGGACGUGGACUUCCUGGCCAAGUUCUCGCGGCUGGUGAACGGGAUGGGUCAGAGUCUGGUGCUGAGCUGGACCAAACUGGCCAAGACCGGCAAUGUGAAGGACACGGCCGAGACGCUGCAGGCCGUGGAGACCAAAGUGCCGCUGCUGCUGCAGCUGCUGGUGCACGAGGACGACGACAUCUCGGCCAACAUCGUCGGCUUCUGCUACGAAUACCUGCACGUUCUCAAACAGCUUCCCCAACUGACAGACCAGCAGAAAACAAACGUAGAGGCCAUCAUGCUCGCUGUCAUGAAAAAACUGACGUAUGACGACGAAUACAACUUUGAAAACGAGGGCGAGGACGAGGCGAUGUUUGUGGAGUACAGGAAGCAGCUGAAGAUGCUGUUGGAUCGUCUGGCUCAGGUGUCUCCUGAGCUGCUGCUGGAGGCCGUACGACGAGUCUUCACCAACACCAUGCAGAAUUGGCAGACGGCCCCGUUCAUGGAGGUGGAGGUGGCCAUCAGGCUGCUGUACAUGCUGGGCGAGGCCCUGCCGGCAUCUCAUGGCGCUCAUUUCACCGGAGACACGGCGAAGACGAGUGCCCUGCAGGACAUGAUGAGGACGCUGGUGUCCUGCAGCGUGAGCAGCUACCAGCACAGCUCAGUGUCUCUGGAGUUUUUCGAAACAGUUGUUCGAUACGAUAAAUUCUUCAUCGUGGAGCCUCAGCACAUCCCAAAUGUUUUGAUGGCGUUUCUGGACCAAAGAGGACUGAGACACAACAGCCCAAAGGUCCGCAGCAGAGUGGCCUACCUCUUCUCCAGAUUCGUCAAAACUUUGCAUAAACACAUGAAUGCCUUUGUUGAGGACAUCCUGACCAGGAUCCAGGACCUGCUUGAACUCGCUCCCCCCGAAAAUGGCUUCCCGGCGCUGCUGACCAGUGAUGACCAGCUGUUCAUGUUUGAGACGGCGGGCGUUCUGAUCGUGAACGGAGAGAGUCCCGUAGAGAGGAAACAGGCGCUGAUGAGGAGCCUGCUGUUGCCACUGAUGGACGCUUUCCGCCUGCUGCUCGCCAAACUGCCGCAGGAGACGGAGGAGGAGAGGAAGACCGUCCUCGCAGACUGUCUGAGCCACGCUGUCGGAUUCGCCAGUCGGACCAGCAAGGCGUUCAGCAACAAGCAGACGGUGAAGCAGUGCGGCUGUACGGAGGUCUACAGAGACUGUCUGCAGACCUUCCUGCCUGCACUGAGCUGUCCCGUCCAGCGGGGGGUGCUGCGAAGCUCGGUCCGCUCCUUCCUGCACCGAAUGAUCAUCUGCCUGGAGGAGGAGGUGCUGCCCUUCAUCCCCGCCGCCUCCGAACACAUGCUGAAGGACUGCGAGGCCAAAGAUCUGCAGGAGUUCAUCCCGCUCAUCAGCCAGAUCACCGCCAAGUUCAAGCGGCAGGUGUCUCCCUUCCUGCAGCAGGUCUUCAUGCCGCUGGUGCUCGCCAUCUUCGAGGUGCUGGCCCGGCCGGCGGAGGACAACGACCAGGCGGCCGCUCUGGAGAAACAGAUGCUGAGGAGGAGCUACUUUACCUUCAUCCAGACCAUCACAGGAAGUGGGAUGAACGAGGUGAUGGCCAACCAGGGAGCAGAGAACAUCGAGCGAGUUGUGUUCACCAUCAUCCAGGGAGCCGUGGACUUCCCCGACCCCAUCGCUCAGAAGACCUGCUUCAUCAUCCUCUCCAAGCUGGUGGAGCUGUGGGGAGGUAAAGACGGCAUGGUGGGCUUCCCCGACUUUAUCUACAAACACAUCGUUCCUGCAUGUUUCCUGGCUCCUCUCAAACCGACCUUUGACCUCUCAGACGCUCAAACAGUCCUGACGCUGUCAGAGUGUGCUCUCACGCUGAAAAUGAUUCAUCUCAAAAGGGGGCCGGAGUUUAUUCAGUUCUUGCAGCAGGAGUAUUUGCCCUCACUUCAGGUGUCACCAGAAAUCUCACAGGAGCUUUGUCAAGUGGUUCAGCAGCCAGACGUCAAAGUCCUGAAAAACUACAUUAAGGCGUUCUUUCUGCGAGCCAAGCUGUAGGAAAUACAAGUGGAAGUUCACUGGGACUGAAAGGACACUUCACAGGAAGUGGUCGUACACGCCACUUACAACAAAACAAUGGAACCUAGCAUAGGAGCUGCUUUUGCACUUAAAAAGCGAAUGCGUAACAAAGCCCAGUUUGUCUAAGUCGGGACAUGGACAGAAGGUCGGUGGACGGAUAAAUCCCUCCAGCCGCCGACGAGACGAGCUGUCCACGUGGACGUAAAGGAGCUUGACUGACGAUCAGAAAUAUGGAGAACUUUGUGGAAAGUCGUGUGGAAAAAGGCUUUUAGAAGUAAACACAGAUCUGUGGGAGAGGACGCGACCUAUCUGGGGAAACAUUUUGGUAAUUAUACUUAAACAAUCUGAGCACCUGUCGGUUAGGACUUGUGAAACGAUAGCUUUAUUCUAGUUAAACCUUCACAUUAGAAUCCACAUGCUAGGUUUGAGUUUUUUGGAUGUUGUUGUUGCCACAGAAUGGACAAAAAAAAGGGCUGAAUUGUAUUAUUUUUAUUCAAAAUGUGGCAUUGAUUUAAUUUUUUUCCUUAUGUGUUGAGGAAUGGACGGUUGAUUUUUAAGUUUGAAGUGAAACGUUAAGUGCUUACGGCCCGGCUCGAUCUGCAAACAUCCACGGACUUUCCAGAAUCCUCCAUUUAAAAGCAAAUAUUAUCGGUAUUAUCUCAACCACUCUUUAUAUUUGUUUCCUGAUGGGAUGUAGAUAUUCCAGUUUCAGUUACAUCAGCCCCUUUAUGAUUAAAUUGAAGACAUGAUAUUAGUCCAUGGAAUAUUUUUCUUUCCUGGAAAUAUGACAAAUAUUUUGGGCUGUUUUUAAUUUCAGGUGGAAAUGAACAUAAAAUAGAGGAACAAAGUUGUAAAUAAGAGAAUAAGAUGUUAAAAAAAAUGUAAAUAAAGUUCCUAGCUUUAGUUUUGUUUUUUGUUUUUAAUCUUCAUUCCCAUCUGGAAACUAAAUAUGGAAGCCCAUCUCUGCCAGAAAAUGAAAACAAAGGAUUAAAAGUCAGAAAUGAUAAAAGUCAAAAUUAUGAGAUACUAAGUUUUGACGUACUACCCGUAAUGUUGACUUAGUGUCUCUCAAAUUUUGACCUGUUUAAAUCUCAUAAUUGUGACUUCAAAAGUCAUAAUUUUCUGUUAGUAUCUCAUUAUUUUGACUUGCCAGUAUUUUUGUUUAUCAUUAUUUUUAUUUAUAAUAUUUUUGACUUACACUCAUAAUUGUGACUUAAACUUGAAGUUGUAAGUCUCAUGAUUGGAACUUAGCAUAACAUUUUUACCUUGUAAAUCUAAUUUUGACUAAAAAUCAUAAUUUUUAGUUACAAUCUCAUAAGACUUGCUUUGAGUAUAUUUAUUUAGCAUUAUUUUUAUUUAUCAUAUUUUUAACUUUGUGAAUCUCAUGAUUUUGACCUAAAAAUAUUUUACUAAAAAGUCAGAAUUUUCAGUUACUAUCAUAAUUGUGACUUUCAGUAUUUUUGUCAUAUUUUUUGGCUUAGUAUCUCAUAAUUUGACCUUUGCAAAUCUCAUAAUUGUGACUUCAUACUUUUGACUUAGUAAAAAUUUAAAUGAGAUCUACUAUCAAAAUGUUGACUUUGAAGAACUGAAAUCUUAUUUUUGUGACAAAGUAAGUAACAUUUAACUAAUUCUGGCCUGUUAAAUCUCACAAGUCUGACUUAAAACAUCAUGAAUUCGACUUAUUUUGAGUAUUUUUAUUUUUGUCAUUCCUAACGUUUAAUAUAUUUGUUUUGUCUUUUCUUGGUGAUAAUGAGCUUCCAUAGAAAUACGUGAACUCGUUCGUAGGAACCGUUCAUGUACAGCUCGUGUAAAAACAUUCGAUUUGCUUGUGUACAGAAGCAGCUCGACAAAUUUUAUAUUGAAGCAUUUGUGACAAUUCAGGAUGAUCGACUAAUUGAUUAUGCAACGCUUUACUGCGAGCAAUACUGUGAAGGAGCUGUCUAACAGUAACGAAACCAAUCAGUGUGAGACGAGAUCUAACUGUAAACUUUGUGACUGAUCAUUUUUGCUGAUGUGGGAAAACUCUGUACAGAUGUUUCUGUUCUUUAACACUUUGGAUAUUGUGACGCCCCACUUUGUUCUGUCUCACUGUACAUCUCAGUUACUGUUUCCACUGUUAAAAUCGGUUUGUGAUGUUCAGUGCGUUCCUAGUGAUUUGGUUUAGCAGUUUAACAGUUUUUCUUUGGCUUUAAACUUAUUAUAUUUUCCCAGAAACUUCACCUUUUUGAAAACCUCCAGAGAAAGUGCCUGAAAGUGUUGCGCUCAGUUAAAUGUGGUCAUGCAGGCAUAUAAAUAAAGCUAGUUUAAAGUAUAAGUCCAGGUGGCGUUAUACAUUUUUCUAACUGUCAACAAAUCCCACGAGAAGACAAAAACCAAAAAUGUGUCAACCCAUCUCAGUACUUUUUAUGGUCCAUUGGUUUCUACUAAAGUCGUUUUUAAAAAAAAAAAAAAAACAAACAAACAAACUCACAAAUAUAUAGUUUCUUUUUGUUUUGUUUUUUUUCAAAGAGGCUCAGUAAUUUCCUGAAACAGCUGGUCACUGUAGUUUUUAUCAAACGUUACUCAAACAGGAGGAAAUAAUGCAUUUGUUGGACUAUUUUCAGUGGUGGAUUAAUAAAUAUUUGGAUUUACACAAUAUUUGUUAAUAGGAUCAGUUCAUUUUUAGUUCGGCUCUGCACGUUGGAUUUGUUGACAAGAAAAAAUAUAUAUAUAUAGAAUAUCACCGAAUUUAUCCUUCCAGUAUAUUUAAUAAUAAUAAACCAUUUCUCAAAAUGCAACAUGUCAGGAUGAAAUUGGUUGGUCUUCCUCUGGUUCGAUGGAUUUCUGUGUGUAAAAUAUAUUGAACGACAAUUUAAAAUAGCAUCUGUAAAAAGAAGCUUUUUUUCUGAGGCAACAAAACCAAAAUCUGACAUUAACUUGAUAUUUGGAAAGCUGAAAAAUAAAUUCACAUGCACAAUAAUUCAGUUAAACUUUAAUCUUGACCCACCCCCUCAAUGUCCACUUACUAGCUAAAGCUCCAGAAAAAGCUAAUAAGGGGACCUUUAGCAAAAACAUUUUUGCCAAACAGAUUAAGCUAAUGUUACAAAAUUGGAAUGGAUAUGCAGUUAGCAUCCCUCAUCUCCAGGGUCAGAUGAGAAGAUGGAUAUUAGUUUCAUCUCUACAGAGAUCGGUUUAGCCUAGCUUAGCACAAAGACUGGAAGCAGGGGGAAACUGCUAGCCUAGCUCCAUCAAAAGAGGAAAAAAAAUCCACCUUCAAAGAACUCCAAAGCUGUCUGAUUUACAUGUUGUAUCUUGUUAGCUAACAGUCUAGUCACCAAUCCAUCCAAGAGUUUGCUCAGCAGUUGUUGGUCAACAGAUGCUGCUACUAAAACCAUAAUGUCUCCUUUUUUACAUUUCUAUUUCUAAACCUGUUCAAUAAACAUGGAGCUAGGCUAGCAGUUUCCCCCAGCUUCCAGUCUUUGUAGGUAACUGGUAUAUACCAUUGAUGUGUUGAGCCUAGCUUAGUACAAACAGCUACCAACAUCAGGUAUGCUAGCUGUAGUUUGGAGUUGUUGUAAGGUGCUUUGUUCCUUUUUUUUUUUUUAAAGGAAUAAUUCAACAAUUUGGGAAAUUUGCAUAACAUAAUUUAGCUAAUGAACACAUAACAUUAAUUAUGCUAGCUGUUUUGUAGCAGUACUGGCUAGUAGUUUCCUCCUGUCUUCCAGUCUUUUCUGCUAAGCUUUGCUUUAAACUUGCACCAGUUAUCUGCAACAACUUGCUACAAACAGCUAGCUUAAUGUUUAAUACGCUUACUGUUUGUAGCAACAAAAAACAAACCAGAAACUAUAAAUACCUAGUCAAUAUAUGCUAGCUGUUUUGUGGCUACACUGGCUAGUAGUUUGUCCCUGCUUUCAGUAACACAAGCUGGACCUUUCUCUGUACUCUGUACUGUAAAUCAGACAUUUCCAUAAGUUGUUAAAAGGUGUAUUUUAUUACUUUCAUUACUUGUAUCACAGUGGUUGUUUGUCAACAAAUAACUGCUCCUAAACCACAAUGUCUUGUUUUUAAAUUUCUGUUUCUACACCUGUAUGUGACUCGGACGGCUUUGAAGGGUGGAUUAUUUUUAUUUUUCUCUUUUGAUGGAGCUAGGCUAGCAGUUUCCCCCUGCGUCCAGUCUUUUAGCUAAAAACAAAUACUAUAACAGCUAGCUACAACCAGCUGGCAUACUGUUCGAUAUGCUAACUUUGUUGUAGAUUAAAAAACAGUAACUAGCCAUAAGUACCUAGUGAUUAUACUACACUGGCUAGCAGUUUCCCCCUGCUUUCAGUCUUUAUGCUAAGCUGGGCUUGAGCCAUCUGGACUGGACGCACAGAUGAAAGUGAUCUUCUCAUCUAUAAAUAUAAAAGCAACAAAUGAAAGGAUUUCCCCCAAAAAAUAUCAGACUGGACUUAUAAAUCUGUAUUUUUUAUUUAUUUUUUUUCAGUUAGCUGCAGAAAAAUUACAGUGUGGGCUCAGGAAUGCAAACAUUGCUAAAAACUGUUUUUUAACAGUUGUUUUAAGUUUAACAGUUUGAGUGUGUUAAGCUGAUACGUUCCUUUUUUUUUGAGGAAUUGUUCAAUAUCUUGGGAAGUUUACUUUCUAUCUGCGAGUGACAUGUUCAGAUGGAUAUCAAUCUCAUGUCUCUGUGUUCGAUACAGAGCCUGAAUCAGGAUGUGGUUAGCUUAGCUUAGCAUAAAGACGGAAAACGGCUAGCCUGGCUCUGUCCAAAGUUUAAAAAAUACACCUAUGCACACCUCCUAAAGCUAACUGAUUAACAUGUUGAAUCUUGUUUGUUUAAGCAGGAGUGCUGUAACUAUUUCUCGCUAAGCUAGGCUAACCACGUCCUGACUUUAGCUCUGUUAGCAACACACGCAAACGGGAGAUUGAGAUCCAUCUGAACAUCUCGCUCUCAAAAAGAAAUAAGCAUAUUUUUGCCCAAAUAUUGAACUAUUCCUUCUAAAGUCUUCAGUUUUGUCACAGUUUCACCUCCGUACACAUGCAUCUGUUUCAACACUAAAAUGACGAAACACCGACACAGUGGGCUCAGUCAGGAUCUGCACUUAAUUCACCUGUUAACUUAUAUGAACCAGGUCCAAUCAACUUGAAUGGUAAAUAUCACAAACACCUGAAGUAAUGAUUUAAUGUGAUUUGUGUUCCUCAUCUUACCGUCAUAGUAUUCACUCAGACACUAGAAGUCAAAUCUAUUCUUCUUUAGUAAACCCGUUAAAGUAGAAUCAGCUGUGCUAAAUAGCAUGACCACUUGAAAAAUCAGCUUCAUUAGACGCUUGAUGAAUAUUCAGGUUGUUGCAGCCUGUUUUUAUUUUUAUUUUUCUGUUUAAAUCAUCUUCAGCAGAGGGAACUGAGGUUUGCUCAUAUAAAAGGAAAAACUUGCCAAAUGAAUUCAUUUGUUCAUUGAUGGUGAAAUGUUUAUUUUGUUUUUAUAUGGCGAUAAACCUUCUUUUAGAACCAAUAAAGUGUUUACUAAUCAUGAGA